This is a messenger RNA of Paramuricea clavata, 1281 nucleotides long. The record is from the annotation of a GenBank genome assembly. Lineage: Eukaryota; Metazoa; Cnidaria; Anthozoa; Malacalcyonacea; Plexauridae.
AUCUGACGUCUGGUUAUUGGCAGGUUCCAAUGGAAGAGUCCAGUCAAGAGAAACCAGCCUUUGUUAUCCCUGGAGGAGGACAUUUUGAGUUUCUACGCAUGCCAUUUGGGUUGACAAAUGCGGUUCCUACGUUUCAAAGGCUUAUGUCAGUCGUUCUGGAAGGUCUCUUGCCUCUUAGGUGUCUUGUAUACCUAGAUGAUGUUCUGGUCAUUGGUCGGUCUUUUGAGCAGCAUUUAGAGAAUCUGGAUAGCAGUUCUAGAAGCAAUCAGCAAAGCAGGACUGAAACUGAAACCUUCAAAAUGUCAUUUUGCACAAUCAAGUGUAGACUUCCUUGGUUUUACUAUUUCAGAUUCAGGUUUUGCUCCAGAUUCCAAGAAAGUGGAAGCUAUCAGCAGAUAUCCAACUCCGAAAGACCUGACAGAGUUAAUUAAGGAGCUUUCUUGGUAUGGCUUCGUAUCACCGCAGGUUUAUCUAUGGGUUUAGUGACAUUGCUAGUCCACUAAAUCGUCUCACUCAGAAAGACAUGCCAUUUGUAUGGGAUGAGAACUGUGAAAUGCAUUCCAAAGUAUCAAAGAGCAACUUAUGUCGAGUCCUGUUCUGGCAUUCCCAGAACCAAAUGGUGAUUAUAUUCUAUACACCGAUGCAAGUGAUGUAGGAGUAGGAGCUGUUUUGGUACAAGAAGAUGGAGAGGGAGAGGAGAGAGUUAUAUCUUAUGCAUCGAAAGCGUUCUCAGGUUCAGAGAAGAACUGGACUACCACAGAGAAAGAAACAUACGCCGUUGUUUGGGCUCUCCAAUAUUUCCAUCCUUAUGUGUAUGGACGAAAGGUGGUCAUAUAUACAGAUCACAAGGCUCUAAAGUGGUUGAAAAACGUUAAACAUCCAAAUGGUAAACUGGCACGCUGGAUUUUGAAACUGGAAGAGUACGACUACACUAUAGAACAUAAGCCUUGUAAUAUGAUGCAACAUGCUGAUGCACUUUCCCGUGCCCCAGUUAACAGCAUUCGAAUUUCCACAUUGUCGUGGACGGAACUUGAAGAAACUCAAAACCUGGAUGAUGAUAUUCUGUUGGUAAGGAGAUGGGUAUUGAAUGGUUUAAGACCAGAUGAUAAACCAAAAGAUAGCAGCCCGAUGUUGAAAGCGCUGUACAAUGUCUUUGAAUCUUUAGUCGUUGAAAAGAAUGUUCUUUGUCGAAAAUGGAUCGAUAAAGAUGGUAAAGAAACGUUACAGAUCGUUCUACCUAAGUUGGCUUCACCUGCAAUUUUGAAAGAUGCCCACCAGCAA